Molecule: messenger RNA, 1600 nt
Organism: Paramormyrops kingsleyae
Lineage: Eukaryota; Metazoa; Chordata; Actinopteri; Osteoglossiformes; Mormyridae
Gene: ralyla
Product: RALY RNA binding protein like
Cellular component (GO): nucleus
Molecular function (GO): RNA binding
Source: RefSeq, a predicted model, not a curated record
AUGAACUGCGCACCGUUAAAACAGUGGGAUGGUAGGAGCGCGGCGUGCACUUCGCCGGGCUGCAGCGGGCUUCCCGGGCGCGAUCGUCGGCCGGCUCGGAUCCCAGGCACACGGUACGUCCGGGACCGGACCGAACCGAACCGAGCCGUGUCGCUGCCCACCGCCAUACUGUGCUUUCCGCCCUGUCUCGUUUUUAUAGCGACAUUUUACUCCCGAUCGGACCGCGCCCGGGCGACGAUGACGGGGAAGAGCCAGACCAGCAACGUGACCAACAAAAAUGACCCGAGGUCACUCAACUCCAGAGUCUUCAUCGGCAACCUCAACACAGCCAUCGUGAAGAAGGCCGACAUCGAGGUGAUCUUUGCGAAAUACGGCAAGAUCGUAGGCUGCUCUGUGCACAAGGGCUUUGCCUUCGUGCAGUACAUGAGCGAGAGGAACGCCAGGGCCGCCGUCCUGGGGGAGAACAGCCGAGUGGUGGCCGGACAGCCUCUCGACAUCAACAUGGCAGGCGAACCCAGGCCCUAUAGGCCUAAGCUGGGAUCCAAACGACCCAUCUCUGCCAUCUACAGUGGUUAUGAGUUCGACUACGACUACUACAGAGAUGACUUUUACAGCCGUCUGUUUGAAUACCACGGCCGAGUAGCAGCCCCCCCGCGACCGGUCAUUCCGAUCAAGCGAUCCCGGGUCGUGGUUCCCUCCACACGCAGGGUGAAGACCGCCUCCUUCCCUCUCAAGAUGGUGUCCUCUUCCUCCUCAUCCUCCAGAGUGCCCACAGCCAGCUCUUCAUCCUCUGGCCCGAAACUGAAGACGGGCCAGCUGCAGACGAUCAAGCGGGAGAUGACGCAGAUCAAGACCAAGAUCGACUCCCUGCUCAGCCGGCUGGAUAAGAUCGAGAAGCAGCAGAGAGUGGAGUGCGAGGCUCAGAGGAAGUACAAGGACAGCUACGAGUCUCUGCAGGAGGAGUCAGUCUCGGAGACGGCGGACAACUCGGGCGAGGAGGCCGCAGAAGCGGUGGCAGGGGAGGUCACGGACGGUGGCGAGGAUGACUUCGAGGACGAAGGCGGCAGCGAUAUGAUAGAGAACCACGCGUCAGACAUCGACAACUGAGGACUUGUUAACUGAGGGUCAGCACUGGCUGUUGGAGAAGGAUAUGACAGGACUUAUUGCAGAACGACUCCACGAUGUCCGAGGAACAGGACAAAAACAGAACUACCCGUUCACUGCCCCCCCCCCUGCGUCGACAGCCCCAUACCGGACUGCACAUCCAACUUCCAGAAAGAACUUGGUGUAAUCAGGUGUCGUGAGCAACUGGUGCUGUGUUCAGUAAUAGUGUUCAUCUAUGUUAGUGUUUCAGUCUGAAGAAGCUUCUGGAAUUUGCCUGUCAACAUUGGUUCUGCGAAUAUUUUUGGAAGAAAAUCAGAAUGUGGAGUUUAAUUAUUUUCCGUUAUUUUGAAAAUUCACAAAGCCAUCUGAAGUCUAUAUUUUGCUGUUGUUAAUUCCAUUUAAUGGUGACGUACAUUGUCAUUGUUUGUACAUGAUUUGCCACCUCAAUAAAAUGGUAUGUAUUAUACAAAUGUGAAAGUAAAAAUAAAUAAAUGCA